UCCCAAAUAUUAAUUCGCCAAUGCGACAGGCAAAACCUAUCAAAUUUGGGCUCUGCCAUUGCGCUAAACGCUGCGUAAUUGGUGGAUUUUGAAUUCUGAAAAAAGAGGACAGCAGCAGUUAAGAACAUGGAGGCGAAGAUCAACCAAUUCUUUGAGUGCAUUAUUACCUUCCUCAAUGGUGGUGACCAACUUCCUUGGUGCUCUCCUGACGUCAUUCUCGGCUAUGAAAAAGAAGCAGCAGAUGCUACAAAAGGCGGCAGUGAUGAAGAAAAGAAUGAGAGUAUUAUGAGGUUGUCAUGGGCGCUUGCCCAUUCCAAACAACCUGAAGAUGUGCAACGAGGGAUAGCUAUGCUUGAGGUUUCACUUGCUAACUCAAAUAGUCCACUACAGAAGCGAGAAAAGCUUUAUCUUCUAGCUGUUGGAUAUUACAGAAGUGGGGAAUAUUCAAGGAGCAGAGAGCUUACAGGUCACUGUUUGGAGAUUGCGCCUGAUUGGAGACAGGCGUUGUCGCUUAAGAAGGUUAUUGAAGAUAGAAUCACAAAGGAUGGUGUUAUUGGUAUAGGAAUUACAGCAACUAUUAUAGGACUUAUUGCUGGUGGAAUUGCAGCUUCAUUGAUCCGAAGAAACUGAGCUUCAUUACCCAAAACAACCCUCCGACGUUAUUAACCACUUAUUAAAAUGCCUCAAAAUUCUCAAUUUCAAUUGAAAAAAGAAGUUGCUCUGUAUUCCAUUUCCUUUCAUCGAGUCUGCCAGUGUUCUGUAGAACGAACGAUGACAGGUCAAGUGGCUGAGAUGCUCAAAUAGUCUUGGAUUUCAAGAAUUACUUGUGGUUUUUUGUAGACUUGUUUGGGUAAAGAAUCACUUCAGAAUUACUAGUUAUAUAGAUGUUACAUACUCUUGAUCACCACAUACUUAAGCAUUGUGCUAGCUUUUUAAUACCAGUGUGAUUUC
Nicotiana tabacum (common tobacco) is the source of this 951-nucleotide messenger RNA. RefSeq names its product mitochondrial fission 1 protein A-like. Gene Ontology annotation, biological process: mitochondrial fission; autophagy of mitochondrion; peroxisome fission. Lineage: Eukaryota; Viridiplantae; Streptophyta; Magnoliopsida; Solanales; Solanaceae. Gene Ontology annotation, cellular component: mitochondrial outer membrane; peroxisomal membrane. Gene Ontology annotation, molecular function: protein binding. The record is from RefSeq and is a predicted model, not a curated record.